This is a messenger RNA of Chlamydomonas reinhardtii, 1784 nucleotides long. RefSeq lists its product as uncharacterized. The transcript has 11 exons. Gene Ontology annotation, molecular function: glycosyltransferase activity. The record is from RefSeq and is a predicted model, not a curated record. NCBI's taxonomy places the organism in Eukaryota, Viridiplantae, Chlorophyta, Chlorophyceae, Chlamydomonadales, Chlamydomonadaceae. Bases 173 to 1144 code for a protein of 323 amino acids. Gene Ontology annotation, biological process: root hair cell development.
CCAUUCUUCUCUUCAAGCUUAAGCACGGUUUUUGUUGUGAUCCAGUAUGCUAUUUGUUUAGGUAGAGAAGACUCUGCGAGUGACCCCAACGUCGAUCGUCAGCUCUUGCACUGAAGGCCAACGACGCCCCCUUGGCAACUACCAUCAUUCAUCUUUACAAGUAGAACAAGUUAUGCUAGGCUACGCGGGGGCGCUCCUUGUGGCGCUGGCGCUGCUAGCAACAGGCGCAAAUGCAGUGCAGGACACCAAAUUUGGGUCCGAGGACCUCAAAACUGUGUUGGAGCGCAUCGCGGUGAACAAGGAGGUGAUGGCCGCAGUCUCUAACGGCGCGCUGAUCACGCCUGAUGGCAAAUUUGGCAUGCUUAAGCUGUGGAUCGACGGCUGCCAGCGGGCGGGCGUUAAGAACUUCAUGGUCAUUGCAAUCGAUGAUGAGGUGGCCAAGGCGUGCGAGAACCUGGGGGUGGCGUACUGGCGCCGCACGCCCAAGGCUACAGCCGACAAGGCGGCUUCCAACCACGGGAUUAGCGCACAGAAGUUCCAGCUCAUCAAGGAGUUCUUGACGCUCGGGUUCUCGGUGCUCCUAUCGGACGUAGAUAUCGUGACUCUCCAAAACCCAUUCGACCACCUGUACCGCGAUGAGGACGUGGAGGCUUUAAGUGACGGCUACGACGAGGGGACUGCCUACGGCUGGGACGACGUGUACGACGACCCCACGAUGGGCUGGUCGCGCUGGGCGCACACCAUUCGCGUGUUCACACUCAACUCGGGCCUCUUCUACAUCCGCCCCAAUGAGCGCACCAUCGGGCUCAUGGACCGGAUCACCGACCGUCUCAACAAAAACAAGGAGUGGGACCAGGCCGUGUUCAACAUGGAGAUCUGGUUCCCCAGCCAUGAUAACUACAAGACCAGCCGCAUCUCAGUCCGCAUUAUGAACAUUGACAAGUUCAUGAACUCAAAGCGCCUGUUCAGGACCGUCAGAUACGAGCCGCAGUACGCCAACCAUGUGCCAGUCAUGAUCCACGUCAACUAUCACCCGGACAAGUUCCAGCGCAUGCAGUCCAUCUGGGCAAAGUAUGUGGAGGGCGACAAGACGGCGUUGGACAAGUAUCCAGUGGGCAGCUGCUUCAAUGCUCCGGACUGCUGAGCAAGUGGAUGGGCUAUUGACGGUGCGGGCGCAGUGCUUUAGCGUCGGCCACCGUUCAUGACUGCGUGCGGAAUGUGCCGAGCAUGAGGCAGCAGGCCAACUAUGUGAUGGGUGUGGCGGAGUCCCGUGGCUAAUAUAGUGCAGUUCGGACAAACAAUGAGCUGAGUCCCCUGCCCGCCGACACGUCAUUUGGUGGACGUGUGCAGGUUUUUUAUAGGGCGAAUUUUAUAACUCCUUGAAAAGCAUAGCACAAGACAUGGCUGCCUCCGCGCUCGGCGUUUGCAGUGGCCUGCCAGAACAAAGAAUGGUGUGCAGAAUGGUGUGACCGUAUUCCGUUCACGGGCACCGGGCAUCCAAGGUAACUUGUGCCUGCAGAACCUAAAUCAUUUGAGUCAGGUUACUAGUCCUUUUCUUUAACUCCUCGCGCCUUGGAAGGCCACACAAACCUUGCAUUCUUGCUAAGAGGCCUUCCCAUUCAGGAUUGCUAGGAUGUAUUCGCUGAUGCCUUAACAUACAAGCGCGCCCAUCAAUUACCAAAGCAGUCAGCGCUCCUGGCCGUGUGGGCUCGCGCGGCUCUCGGGUGUCCAGGCGCUUAUGAGCUCUAUUGUCGUAUAAUGCAGGUAUGUCUCUUAUUGAACCU